Molecule: messenger RNA, 2697 nt
Organism: Scleropages formosus (Asian bonytongue)
Lineage: Eukaryota; Metazoa; Chordata; Actinopteri; Osteoglossiformes; Osteoglossidae
Gene: mpi
Product: mannose phosphate isomerase
Exons: 8
Coding region: 44-1303 (419 amino acids)
Biological process (GO): GDP-mannose biosynthetic process; carbohydrate metabolic process
Cellular component (GO): cytosol
Molecular function (GO): zinc ion binding; mannose-6-phosphate isomerase activity
Source: RefSeq, a predicted model, not a curated record
CCCGCGCUGACGUCGGCUGCUCGCAUCGUCUCGCGCCGCAGCCAUGGAGGACGUCAGAGUGUUUCCACUUUCGUGUGUGGUCCAAAACUACGCGUGGGGGAAACUGGGCCUGGACAGCGAGGUGGCCCGGCUGGUGGUGGGCAGCGACCCGAUGGCGGUCGUGGAGGAGAACAGACCCUACGCUGAGCUGUGGAUGGGUGCCCAUCCGAAGGGAGAUGCCAUCAUCAAGGACAACCGCAUACCCCAAAAGACCCUGGGCCAGUGGGUAGCCCAUCACCCUGGGUGCCUGGGGUCAAAGGUCAAAGACACCUUUCAAGGGCAGCUCCCUUUCCUGUUCAAGGUCCUGUCCGUGAACACCGCUCUUUCCAUCCAGGCUCAUCCCAACAAGGAACUGGCGGCAAAACUUCACGCCCAGUUCCCCGAGCACUACCCAGAUGACAACCACAAGCCCGAGAUGGCCAUCGCCCUCACGCACUUCGAGGGCCUUUGUGGCUUUCGCCCCGUCGAGGAGAUCGUUGGAUUUCUGAAAUCCGUGCCGGAGUUCCACGCCCUCGUGGGCAACGAGGCGGCCGAGGAGCUUCGGGGCAGCGUGGGCACCAUGGGUCAGGCCCUCCGGAAGUGCUUCACCCGCAUGAUGAACUGCGAGAAGAAGGUGUUUGUGGACCAGCUGAACAUGCUGGUGAAGCGAGUCACAGAAGAAGCGGCUGCAGGUAAGGACACAUCCGGAAGCAACGGGGAGCUGUUGCUACGGCUGCACUCUCAGUUUCCCGGUGACAUCGGCUGCUUCUCCAUCUACUUCCUGAAUCGUGUGACGCUCGAGCCGGGAGAGGCCAUGUUCCUGGGGGCCAACGAGCCGCACGCCUACCUCUUCGGAGACUGCGUCGAGUGCAUGGCCUGCUCCGACAACACCGUGAGGGCUGGACUCACGCCCAAGUUCAUCGACGUCCACACCCUGUGCGAGAUGCUCAACUACAGCCCCGCCCCAGCCAGCUCCAAAAUCUUCCCGUGCAUCCAGGACCCGUCCGACCCCUGCGUCUCCCUGUACGACCCGCCCGUCCCCGACUUCACGGUCAUGAGGAUACAGGUGCCGGGCUCGGUGAAACAGUACCUGGUGGCUCCUCUGGACUGCGCGGGUAUCCUGCUCGUGGUCCACGGAGAGGCCAGCGCCGCCUCGGCCGCCGCCCACUCCGACUUGGCCCUACACCGGGGUUCCGUGCUCUUCAUUUCCGCCAACGAAAGUCUGACGCUGCACAUCUCCUCGCCCUCCGGCAUGACGCUCUUCCGCGCAUGCUGCCUCCUCUAGUCCCUCCCCCUCCUUCCCACAUGUGCUAUGCAGUAUCCUGAGUAAAACCAGUGGCAGCAGCCCAGACGAGGUUCUGCGCAACUGUUAACCACGGUGCUGUUACAGUGCAGUAUUCCUCAUGAUCAUUUGCACAGUACAUUUUUCAAUUUAUUACACAUGGCACAGUUUAUACAGUAAUACUGAACAUUGUCUCACUGUACUCUUUCAAGGAAGUGAGUAAAGUACCAUGCUACUUACCAUAAAGCCCUUCAGCUCGUGGGCGAAUUGUGCCGUUAAGGCGCUGUAUCACGGCGAUUGCACGAUGAGAGCCUGGAUUCUUAGGUGGAGGUGUUUGCGCAUGUCUUCGGAAUGAAACUGCUGCUGUGCCCAUGGAUGAUGCUUGUUGCGUAUGUCAGGGUCUUUUUUUUUUUUUUUUUUAAACUAUAUUUCUGCAUUAAUGCGGCCAGCAGGUGGCCUAGCGGUUAGAGAUUCCUCCUUGUCAUGUCUCCGUUUCCCCUGCCAUCAAGGUGACCUACAGUGAAUUACCCGGCUGUAUAAAUGGGUAAAACACUAUAAGUAGCUUACUGUAGAAGUUAGUAUUCUAGUUAACCGGGGGGACGGCUGGUCGCAUUCUUUCACGUAAACUAUGCGACUUGUCCGCCCGGCUCCUGUUAAACACCGCUGUUGACGCCUGGUUCCCGCGCCACACGGAAAUCUUCGAGGAGGGGGCAGGUCCAAUGCUGAAGGAGAGUUUUUCGAGCUCGUACCUGUGACCGACACCCUGACGCAACCCUAUCCAGGUGAAACCAUCUUAUUUACAUCCUUUAACUCAUGCUGUAAUUCAGACUUGUAGUGACUAUAGGAGGAUUUAAACCUGAGCGCUAACCUCAGGCCCUGCGAUGGAGGGAUUUCCCAGCAUGCCUCUGUUUCUUGUUGCAAUGCGAAUCCUUCAUAAAGUGCAUGCCGGAUAGCAGCGAAACGGUGAACGCGCUGGUGUUCACAGCGCAGCUACAUGAUCUCUGAAGGAGACCAGGUUGCCUGAUUUUAGUUUCUUCCUGUAGCAUCCCCCCCACCCGCCGAAUGCAGUUUGCAGCCAUUACUGAUGACGGAUGAUGUGGCCAGUGUUGUUACCUACAUGCUAUACUGCUCACCUCCCCCACCACCUCUGUUUACUGUAACAGACUUUGCACUAUGAAGAUAAACAGAGCAAUUUAGACCCCCUCCCCCACCCCCUUUAAUUAAAAAUUUUUAGGUUUGAAAAAGUUUUCCAUAAGUUUUGGUCUCAUCUGAUGAAAAAUUAGUUAACCUAGGGGAGAAUGUAUCCUUUUGUGCAAGUUGGAAUGAGUCUGCAGUUCUCUAUAUAGCAUGACUUUUUAAAUGGGAUCGUGAGUAUGUAAAAAUAUGAAUAAACAUUU